Molecule: messenger RNA, 372 nt
Organism: Penicillium griseofulvum
Lineage: Eukaryota; Fungi; Ascomycota; Eurotiomycetes; Eurotiales; Aspergillaceae
Product: NADH dehydrogenase [ubiquinone] 1 alpha subcomplex subunit 6
Exons: 4
Coding region: 1-372 (123 amino acids)
Biological process (GO): response to oxidative stress
Source: RefSeq, a predicted model, not a curated record
AUGACUAUCAACCCUACCUACCUGGCGCAGCGCACUCGCUCCUCUGUCAACUGGGGCGAUGCGAAAUACCGAGUCCUGAAGUCGUACCGUGAAUGGCUCCGCGCGUCCCCGGAGAUCCAGACCAUGUACUCCCUGGGCAUGCCCGUGUCUGCCAUCCGCACCAAGAUCCGCCAGGAGUUCGAGAAGAACCGCUACGUCAGCCAAUUGAACGUUGUGGAUGUGCUUUUGUACCAGAGCCACGCCGAGUUCCAGGAAACCCUUAACUACUGGAAGCAGCUCUCUCAUGUUAUGAAGUACUUCCGCCCAGAAGAAGAUCCCGGCGCCCGGCUACCCCGCAACUUUGUGUCUGGCUUCCUCGAGGGCCGCAAUUAA